AUGGCACUACGAAAGAAAAAAGAAGGUAAACAUAUCAAACAUAGUCCCAAUAUAAAUAUUCAAUCAGAAACUCAAUUCAAUUCAACUUUUUUAGUAAAAUCAUCAACUCCAUAUGUAUCAGCAUUAAAAAAGAUUGAUAAAAUAUUAACAAAAUUUAAUAAAUCUAAAAAUCAACACCAAAAUUCAAAUUCAAGUUCAAAUAAAAAAUUUCAAAAUGAAAAUUAUAAAAAAUUAAAAUAUAUAACGGUAAAGGGAAUGGGAAAAACAAUUGAAAAAACUUUAAAAAUUGCAAUGAAUUUUAAAUUUGAAUUGAAUUAUAAAGUUGAUAUUAUAACUGGUAGUAUUCAAGUUUUAGAUGAAUUUGAAAAAAAAUCAGAACCAAUGAGUAUUGAAGAAAAGAAUGCUAUAGCAUUUAGUAUUGCUAAUGAGGAUGAUGAUAAAGAUAAUGAUGAUGAACCUGAAAGAGAAUAUCAAAAACGUAUGGUUAGUUAUGUUGAAGCUAGAAUUUGGUUAAAACGUGAAUGA
This is a messenger RNA of Lodderomyces pseudojiufengensis, 525 nucleotides long. RefSeq names its product ribonuclease P/MRP protein subunit. NCBI's taxonomy places the organism in Eukaryota, Fungi, Ascomycota, Pichiomycetes, Serinales, Debaryomycetaceae. Gene Ontology annotation, molecular function: RNA binding. Gene Ontology annotation, biological process: intronic box C/D snoRNA processing; nuclear-transcribed mRNA catabolic process, RNase MRP-dependent; tRNA 5'-leader removal. The transcript has a single exon. The record is from RefSeq and is a predicted model, not a curated record. The coding region runs from base 1 to 525 and encodes 174 amino acids. Gene Ontology annotation, cellular component: nucleolar ribonuclease P complex; ribonuclease MRP complex.